Molecule: messenger RNA, 213 nt
Organism: Diversispora eburnea
Lineage: Eukaryota; Fungi; Glomeromycota; Glomeromycetes; Diversisporales; Diversisporaceae
Source: the annotation of a GenBank genome assembly
AUGCUUAAGCUUGCUGGAGGUGCUGGAACUGGAGCUCGUAGUCGUAGAACACUUCAUUCUCCACUGAACCUGUCGGAUUAUUCUAUUGAAUGCAUUCAUCCCCAUUGUCCAGCGAGAAUGAUCAAAUACACAACACGAGGAAGGGAUACAAAAGCAGCUGCAAAUAUUGCUCUGUCUGGAGCAUCCAUUUCGCCAAAAUGCCAAUCACAUAAG